CUCUGGACUCCCCUUCGCUCCUUCCUCCUCCCGCGAGGCGGGAGGGACCGGAGAGACACAGGCACACACAGAGAUCCUUUCAGAUGACUGAAGCAGCAGCGGCUCCGGAUCAAGCUCUCGUCGCUUCCUUUCUGCAAAGUGGUGUUUUUUUGUUUUGGCGCGUGGAGAACCAACGGGGGAGGGCGAGGAAAAAGAAGUCCAGACAAGAGUUUCUAGGCCUGGGCAACUCGGAUUUGAGUUUUCCCUUUUUUAAAAAGGAGAAGGAGGAAGAAGGGAAAUCAGUCCGGAUCAGCGCUCGCUACGGAUCUGGAACCUCUAUUUGCUGCCUGCCUCUUUUAGGCACCCGGAGUUUGUUCGGCCAGCUCGGAUCCGAGUGCGCCCUGCUUUUGCAACUUGUACCUCCUGCGAGGCUGCCUUUUUCUAUUUCUAUUUUCUUUUUUUAAAUAGAGAAACCAUCUCGUCCUCCGCUACCACUUGCUCCCCUCCCCACGAGCCUCCCGGAGCGAUUCCCCACCCUAUCGGGGGACUAAGAUGCGCUUGUGGGGGCAGCCUUACCUGCGGGGAGCGACGGAGUCCGACCCCGGCAGCUCCAGAGUAUCCAGAGUGACUCUCCGAGACCAGAGGUGGCGAGGGCAGUGUAAUGGCUGAGAAGCGGCGCUUGGAGCCAGUCGGGGCCGUGAGUUACAGCAAGCACCCUCGGCUGGAGGUGGAGGGAGGCCACGUUCUCUCGUCGGGUUUGUGCAGGUCGAGCGCCCUGCCUGGCUACACCUCGGAAAACCAUUACAGCUACAAGGGAUCGUACUUUGCGUACCCGCUGCAAUGCCACGAAGGGUCCAAGUCUUUGUCUCCCUGGACUCCCGCCGAGACCCACGCCCAUUGCACGGGUGCCGCGGUCAGCCACCCCCCGAGGACAGACAAAGCCCUGUGCAUGCUGUACAGUCCGGAAGCAGAAAGUUUUGGGGCACGGGGGCAAAUUUCCGGGCACGAGAAGGCUGGCAGCAAGUGCAUGGCUGCUCAGGAGAAGCUGGCCAACUACAAGGGCCAUACAGGACUCGUUCAGCAGGCCUGGGUGCAUGGCUACCCGGCACAGCAUUCUCCUCGAACGGCGGCAGGUUUCUCGACUCUGGCAGUGCCCAAACCGGUUUACUGGAACCACAGUUACUGUGCUGAGACCGGCUGUGGCCCGAAAGGUUCCCUAGCCUUGGGGAUGCAGGUGGAGAGCAUGCCCAAGCAGCCGGCAGGAGCAGAAUGGGCUUUGCCAUCACCUGGACACCUGGUUCACAUGGAGAGGCCCGGUUGUGGCACGGCCGUGCCCCCCAAAUCGGUGGUUUCCGAAUCGGGUUACCUGCCAUCCCACCAAGGGUCCAAAGACACUUCUGCGAGUCCUGUCGGCUUUUCGCCGUUCCGCAAAGUGUUUGAGAAAUGCCAGGCCACAUACCACAGCCCGCCGAAUAUCCCCGAGGCUCGUGGCGGAAGUCCUCGCAAACAUGCGUGGUCAAAGCUACCUCCUGCUGCCAGCCCGCUGGCCAAUCCCCAGAACAUGAUGUAUCAAGAGAGGUCACCUGCAUGUUACCCGCUCACUUCCUACGCACUAACUUCACACGAACAGAUGCUGUUGUACCACCAGAGCUAUGUGCAGGCAGAGAAACCCAAUUCCCUCUUUGCUCUGCCAGCCUGCAAAGGCUUUGGCUCUCUGGGCCGCGAGGAACCCCAGCUUCUCCCAGGAUCUUACUUAACACCACGGAGUUAUUAUCCUAGUCACUUGGACAGCUAUAUCUACAGAACAGUUGGUCCUCCUCCUUCUCCGGCAACCCCGCCAAGCCACCAGCCUUUUCGGGAACAUGAACCCCAACCAAACGCGAGGACCAAAGCGGACUUGGUGCACGAGGCUCCCAUCUCCAGCUGCACCCUGUCGGAAAAGGCUUCGUAUUGUGGCUCUUUCUCCAGCAGAGAUGGCCUUCCGGAUUGUCGCGAGGGCGAUCACGUCGCCAAGCUAAGCAACGAGAACAUUCCGAGUCAAUGGGCAGCUCCUCAGCGCCAGCCUUUGCAGAUGCACCACCCUGCGGACAGAUUGCCCGGCUUCCUUAGUGGGUUUCGGUCCAUGCAAGAGGCUGCCUGCAGGGUGGGUCUGAGCCACUCGGAAGAGGCCAACGCUAAGGGAGAGGAGCUCUGUGAUGCGCCCAGAAGGUCCACUUUAACACCUGAAGCCAAGAAAAGGAACUUCUGGGCUUGCAAAACUGAAUCAGGGAAGUGCAUAGUUAUUUCGGACAGUCCAGUUGCGUCCCAUGACUCUUGCCUUAAAGGAGAUCCCCUCCAGAACGUCCUUGGGGAUUCCAGUUCCUCAUUCCAAAGUAUGCUGCAGCCAUCAGAGGACAAAGGGAGGGGUGCUAAAAGACCCGAGGAGCCCCUCCCCUCUUCCUCCCCUCCUAUGCCGGUCAUCAACAACGUCUUUAGCUUGGCACCUUACCAACGUUACCUGGCUGAUUCUGAGUCAGCGGAGAUUUCGCACUCUAAAAGCUGUCAAACCCAGGAGACUUCUCUUGGUAACUCAGGCAAAUGCAUGGAAGUUCAGAGCCCACCCCGGCCAGACCCUGUACGGUCAGGGGAAGUAUCUGGGGCACUGCUGCCCGGAAGGAAAGAAACAGCUUGUGAUGCAAUGGCAAAAGUUGCUAAAAGGGAGGCAAGCCGCGACUGUGCAGGGGUAGUGAGAGGGAGUGAAGAUUUUGCUGGGACUUGGGAGAGCUGCCGGGUUGAACGCUUGCCUCCCAGUGGGCCUGCGCCCAGUCAUCAGGCCCCGCCAGCUUGUAUAAAUGGCAGUGCUGGGGCCAGAGAAGACCACGCCCUGGAUCUCAGCUUUAAAACAGAAGGCUUGGCGGAAGUGCCCAGUCUUCAGAGGUCACCUGGGAAGAUGGAGGCUGUUGAAAGGGAAAGUUCAGAGAGCAAAGGGAAGGAGGCGGGCGAGACUUUGCCUAAGGGGCAGGAGAUUGUGCAGGAGGCUAAUGUGCAAACGGCAGAGUUGGCCGGGAAAAGCGGCACUGCGGGAAAGAGCAGCUUUCACAGCUCUUCGGCAUUCUUGUACAAAAAAUUCAAAAUCCAAAAAUCGCACGCAGCUGGGCGAGGUUGUGCAGUGCAACAAGACUCUUCCUCCUUGCAGCUGAGCUCCCAUGUGUUUGUUAAGGCCAGUGAUGUCUCUCUGCGAGAAGGCUCUGGACAAGCAACAGAUCUGCAAAGCAACCCACCAGUUCAACAAAGCCUCCCGCAAGCGGCGACUCGGCAAAACACGCCUCCGGUUCAGCAAAGCCUCCCCUAUGCAGCGACUCGGCAAAACACCCCUCCGGUUCAGCAAAGCCUCCAGCAAGCAGUGACCCAAGCCGAAACUCAACUCUUGCCACAGAAUUGCUUUAACAUUAAGCUGCUAGAUGCUUCAAAAGCUUCGCCUCCUAGCGCGUCUGCUGCGUCUCCUGCCCUGGGAGAGACCCGUGCCUCGCUUUCCACCAGCAGCGAAUCGCCCGGUCAGCAACAUUCCCCCAGGCAGCAUUUCACUGCCUUGCAUACUUCUAUCUGCGCCAUUAUUUCCUGCUCUGUGUCUACCUCUGCUCCAGAGCUGCUCAAGGAGUGGCUGGAGAAGACCAAGUCCAAAGGGGCUUGCCAAGAGAAGGCAGCAGGGUCGGCGAAGCACAAGAACGGCUCCAAGUUUUCUGAAGCUCCAAUGCCUUCCAAGGGCAAGGAGAUCUGGCUGGCUUUCAAGGACAUGGCACUGUUCCUUAACAAACUGCUGUCUCAGCUGGAGGCGAUCCUGUUUACUCGCAAGUGCCCCUUUCCUCACGUGAUCCGAGCGGGCACUAUCUUCAUCCCCAUCCACGUGGUGAAAGAGACCCUCUUCCCCAACCUGUCCAGCUCCUCUGUUGACCACGUGCUGCAGGACCACAGGGUGGAGCUACGACCCACAACCUUAACUGAGGAGAGGCUGCUGAGGGACCUGGAGCUAAAGAGCUGCACCUCCCGGAUGCUGAAGCUGCUGGCCUUGAAACAGCUGCCCGAUAUCUACCCAGAUCUCCUGAACCUCCACUGGCACGACUGCGUCAAGCAACAGCUUGGUGAUCUAGCGGAGGAGAGCCCAAAGAUCAACACUGAAGCUUUAUCACCAGACGACUUGAAGUCAACAGAUGCAGCCAGAUGUUUACAGGGUAUGACAGCCCAGUCUCUCACCCAAGACUUUGCAGGGAAGCAUAAGCAAGGCAAAAAAUAUGGAUUGGAUUCUUGUUUGCCGUCCAAGACCUGCCAACAAGUAGAUGAUGAUAUGUCUCAGGGACCUUCCUCACCUUCUAUCCGAAGGGACGCUGCCUUAAAGGGAGCAAAGUUGCAGCCUGAGAAAGACUCUGCCUCUGUGGCCUUGAGGACCAAAGGACUGCCGCUUCACUCUAAGGCUGCAGAGCGGCUUUUGCCAGCCCUUAAACUCCCCGGGGCUCUUAAGGUGAAGCUGGCCAAUUCGGAUGCCAGGAAAACAGCCAGUACCUCAAAGGGUCUCCACCACCGUCAGAAAUCUAUGGUCCACAUAAAAUUCCAGAACGCCCUUCGAGAUAUUCAGGGGCCACCGGCCCACACAGCUGCAGGGAAGAAGAGGGGGAAGCCAUCUUCACGGCUCCUGAAGAGGUUCAAGCGCCGGGCGCCAGGUGGGGCAAGGGCCUCCGCCUUGCCCCCUCAGUAUCCGGAACUGGUUGGCAAGCGGAUCAGGCACUUGUACGAGGAGAAGGACAAGACGGAAGCAUGGUAUCCAGGAGUGGUGCUGCGGGUUCACAAACGCCACAAGAACCCUCUGAAGACCGUUUACGAGGUGCAAUACGACAGUGAGCCAGAGUGGCAAUAUUACCUCGAGAUUUUGCAGGACUAUAAGAAAGGCUGGCUGGAGGUGGAUGAGUGAGUGAGUGAGUGAGUGUGUGUGUGUGUCUGUUUGGUGUGGGUGAGGAGAGUGAGAUAAUGUCAAAAUGGGUCAUCCUGCAGGCAGAUUGGAACCCCAUUAGCAAGCUGCCUGAAAACAUAGCUAUGUUCCAUGGUCCUAGGCAUCUCCCACCCCUAAUCUCCAUGCAUUUUGGAGAGGCUGAUGAGGACUCUCUCCAGAUGUUCCUCUGGUGGUGUGGAGCCUGCCAAAUGUCACAUGUCUUCAGGAAACCUUGGCAUAUUGCGGUAGUUUGUGGUGGCAGCCAUGUCAAAGGAGGAACAUGGGAACAGGACCCAGAGUUCACAAGAUGGCUUCUGUGCUCUUCCUCCCACCACCAAAGCACACUGCGCUUGCUGCUGAGUGAGGCAGCUGGCUACUGGUCUUU
Molecule: messenger RNA, 5324 nt
Organism: Lacerta agilis (Sand lizard)
Lineage: Eukaryota; Metazoa; Chordata; Lepidosauria; Squamata; Lacertidae
Gene: PRMT2IP
Product: chromosome 13 C15orf39 homolog
Exons: 3
Coding region: 641-4921 (1426 amino acids)
Source: RefSeq, a predicted model, not a curated record